This is a messenger RNA of Anoplopoma fimbria (sablefish), 2785 nucleotides long. RefSeq lists its product as uncharacterized. The transcript has 21 exons. The coding region runs from base 89 to 2785 and encodes 898 amino acids. NCBI's taxonomy places the organism in Eukaryota, Metazoa, Chordata, Actinopteri, Perciformes, Anoplopomatidae. The record is from RefSeq and is a predicted model, not a curated record.
AAGCCUUUUGGGUUUACUCCCACCUCAAACUUCAUUCUGAACUGCAAAAACAGGGACUCAUUGUCACCAGUUUCCAAUCUCUUGUGUAAUGGAUGGUUUAGUUGGAUUUGGGUGGUUAAUUCUUCUAAUAGCAGUUGUAAAGAUAGAGGCUGGCAGGAAGCCUAUAAAUAUUAACUCAAAAUGCCUGGGGAAUGUCAUGCGUGUGGAUGUCGGCCCACUUGGAGGAACUCUUCUUGAAGUGUCUGUUGUCUAUAAUAACUCUGCAAUUCUCCUUACACCAAGUUUAGCUUCUCAGUGUGGUUUCAGUGUGAAGAUGAACCAGCUGGGGAACGCCAUGAUUUUUGCCUCCCUUCAAAACUGUUUUGCUCAAAAUGUGAAUGAUGAGGCAUUCACAACAAAAUUAAAUCUUCGACUUCACGGGAGCUGGAUGGUUGAAGAUGAGCUGUACCAGGUGGCUGAAACCUGCAAAUACACUUCCUGGGCCUCCAGGGAAAUUCUGUGUGACCGCAACUAUAUGGAGGUGUCUGUGAAAAUGGCAGCUCCAGCUGAUUACGACCUGCCUGAACAUCCCGUCUCGGUGGGUGAUCUUCAACAAGCUGCUAAGAAACGGCACAUUGGUGCAGGAUUCGGGAUCAAAACAAUUGUGUUCUUCACACCUGAGGAGAGGGUCAUGAAGGUGACUGAGGCCCAGAGAAAAGGUUAUGGGAUCUCCACCACCCCUACAAGGCUGGUUCUGCGAAGCCCGUUAACUUCCCCUGAAACAAACACCCAGAAUGUAGCCAAUGUGCCUAUGACUGUGCUCAAAACCUUGACAAUGUUUGAAAAGGAGUGGAUGAUCCAUGCAGCAGUCACCUGCCCAGUACUGGAUGGUAGUGUUUAUUUCACUGAUCUCUCAAUCAGAUGGUUCCUGCCGAAGCACAUUGACCCCCUGAUGUCCUCUGGGCAGUUUAAACUGUUGGAGGUGCACAUGGGUGUCGAUGGCCAGAGGCUAGAUGCUGCCGAGAUGACCGCCAGACAUUACUUAAUGACCGUCCAUGACAUGCAUAUCAUCAUUGAUAUUCCUAUUGGGGCUGUCGGUGGCCACUUUAAGAGUCAUGUUCAGGAUGGUCAGUACCGCAUUACUUAUACAAUUGAGCCGAUGCUCGAGUUGCUCUGGACCGAAGGUGCCGCUCAAGAGGAAACGAGAUACAAAGUCCUCCUCCCCAUCACGACACCGUUACUGUCUCAACCUCUACAAGUUAUUGACAACACUGUUCCCGAGGAGCGGAUGUUUAAGGUGCUGCUUGGGUCUUUCGGCUCUGAUGUGGCACUAAUGACCAUCACCUUCAACUCUGAGGUUUUAUCCGUGGCAGACUGCAUUGCCAGAGGCGUUAAAGUAAUGGAGCACGUGUCUCCCAAGAGCAUGUCGAAGUUCUUUAAACUUGAAGUGCCCUUCACAGACCGUGGCGUUAUACAAAUGAAAGAAAUGGGGAUUACAGUCUACUCUCUUCAACUGACCUUUGGCUUGCUGGUUCUGCCAGAGUUUGCACCAUUUUCUCAAACUGCUUAUCUUGAAGCUAAAUUAGUAGACAUAGUUCCUCCCUCGGUCUCUGGUGUCUGUGAUUAUCAAAACUUCUAUGUCCUCGUGAAAUACAGGACCCACAACUUUCAGACACUAGUGGGAAGGCAAUAUUUGACUGCGGACCUGGCUCAGCAGUAUGGCUUCAAUGACAAUGGAACACACUUCGGUCUCACAGUACCAUUCUCUUCUCCCGAUGUCGCUGUUGAGACUAUUGCGGCGUCAUCCAUCAAGAGCAGACUCGAUGUGUUUCUGAGGAAUCCAGACACCAACAAAAAUAUUAAAGAAUUCUCCAUUGCUUGCAAUUUCUUCUCAACACUGACUGAGUGUUUCCCUAAUGGAACGAUUACCGCUGUGGCUGUGAAACUUGAGUCAGUUCCCAGUCUGAACCUCAGUCAGCUCACCCUCAGAGACCCCACAUGUGGUCCCUUCUACAGCGACGACCGCUAUGCUUAUUUUGUCUUCACUGGGAACUCCUGUGGGACGACCAGAAAGUUUUUGCCCAAUAUGAUGCUGUAUGAAAAUGAAAUCUCUCCGCCAGAUGACCUUGAAAUGAAAAGGGAAUCAAAUACAGACGAGCCUGAGUAUGAGCUUAAGGUUGCUUGUUAUUUUGACAUCAACAAAAACCAGGCUGCGGCCUUCAGCACCAGGCCUCGCAGGAGUGACCCAUAUGCUGAGAAUGCAAAAGGAGAGCUGCAAGUUGAAAUGAGACUUGCUCUGGAUGACUCCUACAGCACAUUUCACAGCAUUGAAUCUGAUCCCAUCACAAAGUACCUACAACAGCCAUUGUAUUUUGAGGUGGAACUGAUGAAGUCCACAAACUCUGAUGUAUCACUUGAACUUGGUUACUGCUGGGCGACGUUGGAGGACGACAGGACAUCUCUUCCCAAAUGGGACCUCAUCAUUAACGGCUGUGCAAACUCAAGGGACCCAAACCAGGUGAUCGUCCAUCCUGUUUUGCCUGAUGCCAGAGUUCAGUACCCUUCUAAUGUGAAGCGCUUUGAAGUCCCAAUGUUUGCCUUUGCCAAGGACAACUUGAGUGGCCAGCUCUUUGUCCACUGUGAUGUGGUGGUGUGCGAUGCCAGAAACCCAGUGGGUACAGCUUGUAAUGGGCAGUGUUCAAACCAGGAUGACAGAAUAAAAGGUCAAAAACGUGCUGUUUACGAUGGACACAGUAUCAAACACGUGUCAUCAGGACCAAUACUCAUAAGCUUAAAAGAAUCCUAA